Pedinophyceae sp. YPF-701 is the source of this 720-nucleotide messenger RNA. The record is from the annotation of a GenBank genome assembly. NCBI's taxonomy places the organism in Eukaryota, Viridiplantae, Chlorophyta, Pedinophyceae.
AUGGGCGAGCCGCGGUACAUGGUCGCGCCCAUGGUCGACGCCAGCGAGCUCCCGUUCCGCCAGCUGUGCCGCAAGCACGGCGCGACGGCCGCCUACUCGCCCAUGUUCCACGCGCGCCUUUUCGCCGAGAGCGCUCCCUACCGCGCGGAGCAGUUCAGCACGUGCGAGGCGGACCGGCCGCUGUUCGUGCAGUUCUGCGCGAACGACCCGCCCACGCUGGUGCGCGCCGCGAAGCUCGUGGAGGGCCAGUGCGACGCGGUGGACCUCAACCUGGGCUGUCCGCAGCGCAUCGCGAAGCGCGGGCGGUACGGGGCGUUUUUGAUGGAGGACAUCGACCUGGUCGAGAGCCUCGUGCGCGCGCUGCACAAGGAGAUCAGCACGCCCGUGACCGUCAAGAUUCGGUGUUUCCCGGACGUGCGCGAGACCAUCAAGUACGCCCGCCGCCUCGAGAAGGCCGGCGCGUACCUCGUCGCCGUCCACGGCCGCACGCGCGAACAGAAACGCGCCGCCGAGGUCGCGGCGGACUGGGAGCAGAUUCGCGCCGUCAAGGCCGCGCUCAGCGUCCCCGUGGGCGCCAACGGCAACGUCCGGUGCGUCGAGGACGCCGACCGGCUGAUGAAGUUCACGGGCGCGGACUCGUGCAUGUCGGCCGAGAGCCUGCUGCGCAACCCGGCGAUGUUUGGCCAGCGGCGGGAGGGGGGAGUCGUGGCAGCCGCCGGC